This is a messenger RNA of Babesia ovata, 1212 nucleotides long. Its product is annotated as RNA 3-terminal phosphate cyclase. Gene Ontology annotation, molecular function: RNA endonuclease activity. Gene Ontology annotation, cellular component: nucleolus. Gene Ontology annotation, biological process: endonucleolytic cleavage of tricistronic rRNA transcript (SSU-rRNA, 5.8S rRNA, LSU-rRNA). The transcript is spliced from 2 exons. The record is from RefSeq and is a predicted model, not a curated record. NCBI's taxonomy places the organism in Eukaryota, Apicomplexa, Aconoidasida, Piroplasmida, Babesiidae. Bases 1 to 1212 code for a protein of 403 amino acids.
AUGGGAAUCGUGCGCGACGAGACCGUUGCGACUAAGGAACGGCUCCUGAAGCACCUGGAGCUGGAUUCCUUCGCCUAUCUGCGCAUGGUCGCGGUCCUAGGUAUUCUAUCGCAUACUUCGGUCACUCUACGCGAGGACCGCGUUCUUAUGUUACACGAAUCGCAAAUGCUCGAGCUGCUGGCAAAGGUCACUCAGGGAGGGCGCAUAGAUGUGGAGAAGGGUAGGGUCACCAUAGACCCAGGGCGCAUUGUCGGCGGGGCUUUUAAGUUCCAGUGUUCGAGCCAGGUUCCUUUAUCGUAUUACCUGGAACCACUCGUCUACCUAUCGGUGUUUUCAUCCGAGCCCUUUCGGAUCACGCUCACCCGUCAAGGCGAAGAUGUCAAUGGGGAAAUGGUUAACAGCUUCAGCCUGCUGGAGAGUUUUUGCUCCAGCGCCACAGUUGUGCUGCGCAAAAUAGGUUGCAGCUCUGUGGAAUUCAAGUAUAAGGAGCCCUACGAGGUUGUGUUUACCAACGCGCCGCUGGUGAAGAUCGCGCCAGUGGAAAUGUCCACCUGGAGCUGUGUGAAGAAGGUGCGUGGCAGCGUGGUGGUACGCUGCUUGCAACCAAGCCUCGGCACCAACGUCAUCACUGGUUGCAAGCGGGUGUUGAGUGAGGUGUGCGAUAACAUCUAUAUUGAUCUGGUAUCUCCCAAGGGCGCCGGGAACCCGUAUGUAUCGGUGGCGUUGAUUGCGGAGGGGCCAAGGGUGGUGUACACGUCAGACACCACGGUGCCGCUAAAGGAUGCUGAUACCGAGGUGAAGGUGGCGUCCAUUAGCGCCAAUACCAGCCUUUCCAAGAUCCUGGAAAUAGCCAAUCGCAAAACCGCAAAGGACAGUGUUAAGCAGGAAGCCAAUGCCGAGCACGCCGCCAGUAUCCAUGAGCGGCACGAGGCCAUAGGCGAGGGAGUUGCCCGGCGCCUGCUUUCGGAGAUAAGCUUGAAGGGCAUCUUGGAUACCACCCACCAGCAUCUGCCGCUAAUUUUCAUGGCGAUGUCCGGUGACUACCAGGUGUCGACGUUCCGCAUGGGCCGUAUGAACCGCUAUUCGAUCGAGUUUUUGCGGAAAAUAAAGCAAUUUCUCGGCGUGACCUUCAAGUUCGUACAGGAAGAGGAGUCUGUACUGCUAAAAUGCGUGGGCAACAGCUUCCAAAAUAGCGGUAUCACAACAUUUUAA